Messenger RNA from Truncatella angustata, 870 nucleotides. RefSeq lists its product as uncharacterized. The coding region runs from base 1 to 870 and encodes 289 amino acids. Lineage: Eukaryota; Fungi; Ascomycota; Sordariomycetes; Amphisphaeriales; Sporocadaceae. The record is from RefSeq and is a predicted model, not a curated record. The transcript has 2 exons.
AUGCUCAAAGAAAAGCGCAGCUGGGACAUUGCCGAACUGAGAGCGCAGCUAUACUGGGAGGUGCUGCCGGCGGACAUUGGGCCCAUUCGCCAGCUGCUGGAGAAUUAUAGUGGCGUCCCGCCCGCGGAGGUGGACGCACAUAUCCUUGCAAUACGCGAGAGACUCUGGCAGAUCAAGCCUUACGGCUGUAUUGGAAAGUUCAGGUUCCUGCAACUGGACUUCACCUCGGAUCCGAGGUACCAACAGGCCCUUGCACUCUUGAAGAGGAGGUUCUCCCGUGAUACACUCUUGGAUCUAGGGUGCUGUGUCGGGCAGGUGCUGCGACAGCUGGUAGACGAUGGCGCAUGCUCCAGUCGGCUCUUUGGCGCGGAUCUCGAGCCGCGGUUUGUGGAAAUAGGCUACGAAUUGUUUCGGGACAGAAAAAAGCUGAAGUCAAUGUUCGUCGCAGGCGACGUUCUUGCGGGUUCGGAGGACGACUCGCCGACCAGAGAUCCGCUCAAGUUGCUCGAUGGCAAGAUGACCGUAGUGCACGCCACAAGCUUCUUCCACCUCUUCGGAUGGAAUGACCAGAUCAGAGCAGCGAGGAGGAUAAUACGGCUGCUCAAGCCGAAAGACGCGAACGUUUUCAUCUUCGGACGACAGGUGGGCUGUGUGGAUCCCGGUAAUCAACCUGGCCCAAAAGGGUAUCAACGCUUCCUACAUAAUGCCGAAUCAUGGCAAAGCAUGUGGGAUCAGGUAGGCGAGCAGACGGGCACCAGAUGGAGGGCCGAGAUGGACAUCAUCCCCGAUUCACACAACUCGGGGUUAAUAGGCGCCGAUGUCUAUCCAGAGGGCUUCAACCGGAUCAGGUUUGGCGUUCAUAGGGCUUGA